UAAAGAUGAAUUUCCUGAUGAAAUAACUCCUUCUGGCUUAAGUUUGGAACGGCAGUGGUACCUUUUUGAGGAAGUAAGACCACAUAUUCAAAAUUUAUCCAAGCGUGAUUUUUAUUGUCCAAGGCCACAGCAGGCUAAACCAAAAAAGCAAAAUAAGUAA
This is a messenger RNA of Racocetra persica, 160 nucleotides long. NCBI's taxonomy places the organism in Eukaryota, Fungi, Glomeromycota, Glomeromycetes, Diversisporales, Gigasporaceae. The record is from the annotation of a GenBank genome assembly.